Cylicocyclus nassatus is the source of this 3564-nucleotide messenger RNA. The record is from the annotation of a GenBank genome assembly. NCBI's taxonomy places the organism in Eukaryota, Metazoa, Nematoda, Chromadorea, Rhabditida, Strongylidae.
UACUGAGUCACGGUGUGGCGCGGUUUGUUAUGCUAUCGAUUGCUGAUCGCGAGGUCAAAAGGUAUGAUUCUGUUGAAAAUCUGCACAGUUUGGUGACCAUGAUGGCUACUGUGGCGAAUGUUGCAUCGUCGACGUCGACGAUUUACGAGAAUAUCUCGGAAACGCAAUCCAGCAAUCAUUUGGAGGAUUUGAAGAUGGAAGAUUCUGGAACUUACGAUGCCGAGUCAAGAAGUAAUUCAAAUGAAAAGAUCACAAGUUGCUCGCCGUCACCGGAACUGAGCUCGUCGCACCAUGAUGACGAGGAGCAUAUCUACACGAAUAUUCGUGAGAUGGAUGAGCUGAACAACCGACCAUUUCCACCGGUCCCCGAUGUGACAGAUGUGCCUCGUCGGAACCUCAAUAAUGGAUGGAAGGAGUAUGAAACGGAAGCGGGCAGAACAUAUUUCCAUAACUCUGAAACGGGGAAAAGCCAAUGGAUUCCACCAAGAUUCAUACGUACGCCAGCACAAGUUCAGGCAAUCCUGCAAGCGACUCGCACCGAAGUUGACGAAAAUUUCUCGACGACGUCAUUGAAACACGAAGACUCGCAUUCGACUGGAGACGAGUCGUCCUUGGACGUAUCGUCGUCAUCGCGUAACGCACCAUCAGAUGAGGCCAUACUGACAGAAUGCGCAGAAUCUUCCGAAAGGAGAGCAGUUCCAGAGCAGGUCGAACAGGACUUCAAAAACUCACCGCCUACCGCUACAUAUCACCACGCGACUUCGAGCAGCGACGACACGACUAUGAUGUCAUCAUUCCAUGCGCACACGGGACCAGAUCCGCUGGGAUUGAGCCUGAAACAGGGCAGCACACGCAGUCACGUAACGCAAGCACCGUCAGCGGAGCGAUCUCAGUCCUUUAACAAAAGGAAAUGCUCCUUAAAGAACGUACCUCUCCCUCAGGUCCUCCCUUCUACUAGCUCUGGAAAUCUUUUCUAUGAUAAUGGCACCCAUUCGUUGGACAGAGUUUAUCCAAAACCCGAGAAGGAGCCAAUUAUUUAUGAUACUCCAUGUGAUCGAGAUCGCCGAGGCAGUACACAUUGUGAAGCACGAGAAGCUGUGAAGACCAUCAAAUGUGGAAAUUUGGAGCUGGUUGAGUCAGCCGAACAGAUCAAAUCGCGCAAACGAGAUUGGAUGGUGAACUUCAUGUACCUUACGUCAGCUCAUCUGAUAUUAUACAAAGAUGAAAAGAGCGCUGAGAAACAUGGUAAUCAUUAUGCUGCCCCAAGAGGUGUAUGCGAUUUGAAAGGCGCAAGUGUCAGUUGGCUUGUGAUUGAGAAAGAGAAAAGGAAGAGGAAGAUCAUUCAGCUCGAACUAAGCCACGGGUGUCGCUAUUUAUUUCGAUCUGCGAAUGAUACUGAUACGAAUGAAUGGUUCGACGCUCUGAGAGAUGUUAUCGCACGAUUGCCAUCGGCACCGCAAUGCACUGGUCUUCCGAUGCAACCGGCAGUGCUGGAUUCUUCAUGCGCAAUCGUUCGCAAUCCUUCGACUUUGUCACAUAGACCCCAUUCUACGACUAUGCUUAGCGGUCGGCGCGCUGCUCACAGCGUUUCGUCACGGUCCGAUCAAAUGGCGCAUUCUGCCAUAGAAUGUGCACCAGCAUCGAACAACGCUUCACACUCUUGGGUUGUCGAGGAGCCGAGACCAUCUCGAGAGUCGAUUUUGGAGAAAUUGAUCAGAUUUUUCCGUAGCAGGCCUAGUAUAGAUGCGCUGAAGGAAAAGGGGAUUUACAAACAUGAGCCAGUUUUUGGCAGCACAUUGUCAGCGAUUUGUCAAUUGGAAAACAGCCUUGUGCCGAAGUUUAUUAGGACAGUGACGGAAUUGAUUGAAAGCAGGGGACUGGAGAUUGAUGGAUUGUAUCGAGUGAGCGGCAACUUAUCGGCUGUACAAAGAAUCAGAUGCCAAGUUGAUCAAGAUAAGUAUGGCGCAUUAGUAAAUGAAGAAGAUGUACAUGUGCUGACGGGAGCCUUGAAACUGUUUUUCCGCGAGCUGGCUGAGCCGGUCUUUCCCUUGUCAUUAACGAAGGAUUACUUGAAUGCGAUCAAGCUACAAAAUCCCAAACAACGGUUCAAACGCUUUGACGACCUUCUGAAAAUGUUACCAGCGGAAAAUCGGGAGACUUUGAAGAUGUUACUGCGACAUCUGCAGAGAGUGGCAUCACAUUCGGACAAGAAUCGAAUGCAAACGCACAAUCUCGCUAUUAUGUUCGGUCCAACUUUGUUCAACAGUGGGGAUGAGAAAACACCAGCAAAGAAGAAAGAUGCUGGAAAGAAGAAAAAAGAACAGAAAAAGGAGGAUACACCUGCUGUCCAGUCGAAUUCCCACAUGGCCUUCAAUAUGAUCAUGCAAGGGCAGAUUGUAGAAUAUCUGCUCACAGAACAAGGUAAAUUCGAAGCGCUGCAAGGUCCUGUACAAACACAUCCACACUAGACGCUUGGAACAGUGCCAAAUACCAAGGGUUUCCUUCGUCGAGUACAAAGGGUAUACUAGUUUUCUAUAAUUGCUCAGGUAUCGCUAAGAACUGUGUUACUUUUCAUUGAUUUGCUUCUUUGAGCUCAUGGUAGAGCAUUGAUAGUUUUGUACUUUAGAGAUAAUUUAUGCUCUUAUAACUUCACCACACCCGUUUGAAUAUAUAAUGCCACUUAUUGCUUGAUCCCAGUCACGUUGUUGGUCGUUCAUCUGAGCAUUCCCGUUCUUUUGCACGCAAAUUCGCUUUGCGAUAUUAUCAUUCUCUUUGAAAAUCAUUCCUAAAUGUUCAUUGCAUAGCCCGGAUUGCGCUAAUGUAGUGUUUCUGCGUUUUGCAGUACUUCUUUUUGUGAUGAGAAUAUUUUUCGUAACAAAAAUAUUCCUAGACUUUGAUUUCAGAACUAACAUUCAUUUAAUUCUAUGCAAGAAGGGCUGCCAAGGAAGUAAAGGUAAAACUCCUGGGAACACAUUUUUUUCUUCAAGCCUUCGUGUUUGCGAAAAUUUGUUGGUACACAAUUAGCAACAAAAAAUUGAUGGGCAAAAAAUGUUUCUUUUUUGAACAUUAUUUUGCUAAGGCAAUUCUUUUUCCUUCAUUUGGGUAACUUAUCCUGUAUGUGUCACUGACCGGAUCAGUCAAGCCGUUUUUCUUACAGGUUUCUUCCUUAUCAUUCAUUUUUUUCUGUUGUCGAUGCUUAUAGAUCUCGUUUGGAGGUUUCGAAAUGUUGAUUUGCCUAUUCUUUUCCAGUCGGUAGUUUUUCGACUUUUUCCUGUUAGGUGAUAUUUUCGUAAUGGAUCAAGGUAACGAUGCUAUAGUGUUUGCAUUGCAUUGAUAUAAACUGAACAGGAGCGUUGCAUCGUGCCUGAGAUAAUAGGAAUCAAAUCGGUACCAUGUUAUGCCCGCUUAUCGUGUACAGACUUCUUUGUUUUAAGAUUUCCCGUAAGUAUCGAUUGAUUUGUAGUGCAAUGCCGUUUUACUUCUUUUUGGAAAUGAGAUAUCGAACUAUGAUAAAAGUUAUUGCAUGCUUUUUUUAUUUUUCAUGUGUUGAAUGAAGUUUUAUAA